AUGUCCAGUUUCAACGUUGGCACCGCCCUCAUUCCCUCGGUCUUGCUGGUCGCCGGUGUGUAUGCCGUCAAGCCUGAGUUUGUCGCGUAUGCUGUCGCUGCUGCCGCCGCCUUGACUGGUCUUGCCUUCUUUACCGGAAGCAGCAAGCCUCGUAAGGUCCUGAACCCCACCGAGUUCCAGAACUUCGAGCUCAAGGAGAUCAACAACAUCUCCCACAAUGUUGCCAUCUACCGUUUUGCCCUCCCCCGUCCUACCGAUAUCCUCGGUCUGCCCAUCGGCCAACACAUCUCCCUCGCCGCCACUAUUGAGGGCCAGCCCAAGGAGGUUGUGCGCUCCUACACCCCCAUCUCCUCCGACAAUGAGGCCGGUUACUUCGACCUGCUCGUCAAGGCUUACGCUCAGGGUAACAUCUCCAAGUACCUCACCACACUGAAGGUCGGCGACACCAUGAAGGUUCGUGGCCCCAAGGGUGCCAUGGUCUACACUCCCAACAUGUGCCGUCACAUCGGUAUGAUCUCCGGCGGUACUGGUAUUACUCCCAUGCUGCAGGUCAUCGAGGCUAUCAUCCGCAACCGUCCCCGCAACGGCGGAAAUGACACCACCAAGGUCGACCUGAUCUUUGCCAACGUCAACCCCGACGAUAUCCUGCUCAAGGAGAAGCUGGAGAAGCUCGCCAAGGAGGACGCUGACUUCAACGUCCACUACGUCCUGAACAACCCCCCUGAUGGCUGGAUCGGUGGUGUUGGUUUCGUCACCCCCGACAUGAUCAAGGAACACCUGCCCGCCCCCGCCGCCGACGUCAAGAUCCUGCUCUGUGGCCCUCCCCCCCCAUGGUUAGCGCGAUGA
Molecule: messenger RNA, 846 nt
Organism: Penicillium waksmanii
Lineage: Eukaryota; Fungi; Ascomycota; Eurotiomycetes; Eurotiales; Aspergillaceae
Product: cytochrome b5 reductase family protein
Exons: 3
Coding region: 1-846 (281 amino acids)
Cellular component (GO): endoplasmic reticulum
Molecular function (GO): oxidoreductase activity
Source: RefSeq, a predicted model, not a curated record